This is a messenger RNA of Corapipo altera (White-ruffed manakin), 297 nucleotides long. RefSeq names its product beta-keratin-related protein-like. Gene Ontology annotation, molecular function: structural constituent of cytoskeleton. The transcript has a single exon. Gene Ontology annotation, cellular component: intermediate filament. Lineage: Eukaryota; Metazoa; Chordata; Aves; Passeriformes; Pipridae. The coding region runs from base 1 to 297 and encodes 98 amino acids. The record is from RefSeq and is a predicted model, not a curated record.
AUGUCCUGCUACGACCUGUGCCUGCCCUCCUCCUGCGGUCCCCGGCCACUGGCCACCAGCUGCAACCAGCCCUGCCUCCGCCGCUGCGGGGACUCCACCGCCGUCAUCCAGCCUCCCACCGUCGUGAUCACCCUGCCCGGGCCCAUCCUCAGCUCCUACCCGCAGAACACCGCAGUGGGCUCCACGGCGUCGGCGGCGGUCGGGAGCUACCUGCGGUGCUGCGGGAUCCCCGUGUGCUCUGGCGGGGGCCGGGGGCUGGGGAAGGCGGGGUUGCUGUGCCUGGGCAGCGGGCUGUAG